Molecule: messenger RNA, 1587 nt
Organism: Ustilaginoidea virens
Lineage: Eukaryota; Fungi; Ascomycota; Sordariomycetes; Hypocreales; Clavicipitaceae
Exons: 2
Coding region: 1-1587 (528 amino acids)
Source: RefSeq, a predicted model, not a curated record
AUGUCUAACGCUACGGUCACGCCGCAAGCGCGUGCUCAUGGCUGGAAUGUCCAUUUUUUGGCUGGCACAGAUGACUUUGCUGGCCUUUUCCUCCCUCCCGCCUCGGACACGUUGUCCUUUCGCGACAUUAUCGAUGAGCUACGGCUGUGUUUCGAGCUUCCUCACGACCCUAGGACACAAGACUCGACUGAUCCUUGGAGAAAUAUUGCAUUUUACCACAUCGGGUUUGUCAACGUCGGCCCCGAGCAGUCUUCGCAACCGCCUCCGAUAUUUGUUUGGGGACAUCAUCUCGACCUGCCGGUCUCUGCGCCGGCGGGACAACCCUUGUUUACAGUGCAGCCAUGGUCCCGCUAUCAAGUUGUUCGACAUAAAGAGUGUGACCUUGCAAAUUCAGAGCUUUUGGAGGCGCACAUACAAGCUGGCUGCGCGACGCACAUCCCUUAUCCAUCUCUCCGACAGGAUAGUCGAUACCUUCCCCCAAACAAAGGAUCGAGAGAUCCAAACUUUGCCCAACUACCAUAUCGCAAAACAAUACGACCCCGAGGAUCAUCGUCGCCAUCAAAGCGUUCCGCUUCGGGAUCCGUAUCUCCGACGAAAGAUGAUACGGCAAGCUCGCGAGCUUUCGCUAGUGAUGAUGACACUACCAGUCUCGCUAUCCCCUAUAUAUUGACGGGAAUGUCGGCUGAAGUUGUACGCAAAACUAUAUUAAACUUUCGCACUUCAUGUCUUGUCGAGAGCAAUACGUGUGCUGUUAGCGGCAAAGGACGCGGAUGGUGUGCCAAUCCAGCAAUCGGGCCAGGCGUGCAAGCAUGCCAUAUCGUCCCUCAGCAACACUACCAUAUAUAUCCUCUGCCUGAACCGUUCAGCAGUGAGGGUAGAUAUAGUCAUGGCCGCCUUAGUGAGGCUUGGCGCCGCACAUGGUCAGCUAAAAAUGGCAUAUUGCUCUCAAAGACUCUGCAUGAGUUGUUCGACCUCCGGCUGUUCUCCAUCCAUCCGGAUACAUUGCGAGUCCGCAUCUUCGUUCCAUACGACAUGCUGGAAGAGUAUCACGGUCGCCCUGCCCAACUACCACCAAACGUGGAUCGUAAAGCCUUGCGCCAUCAUUACGAAAUGUGCUGUAUCGAAAACAUGGCCGCUGCAAUGCCCCUGGAGGAACAUUUGCCACCAUCUUAUACCGGAGCCAAUUCAAUUGCCUCGGGUUCAGCAUCGGUCCUGGGAUCUGACUCUCAUAUCACUAGCAUGUCGCCCAAGAGUGCCAGAGGACUGAUCGUUGAUGCGCAUACCGGAGACCCUGUAAAACGGCGGUCGCGGCAAAGGCGGAAUAAUACAGACAACCCGGGUCUAGUCAACCCUGACUCUGCAUCAUUUUCAGCAAACGACGCGGAUGAACAAGCCAUGUCGGAAAGUGGCAAACGACACACAAUGGGAGGAAACAGCACCCGUCGCCGAAAACGGCGACGAAAUUCAGAUCGUGAAAAUAUGUACUGGGCCAAUGCGGCAGACAAUGAAAUGGUGGAUAAUAAUAUAAAUACGCACGUUUAUACACCUAUACCGUUCAGUAUUCAAAAGUUUCUUUCUGAGGUAUAA